Drosophila subobscura is the source of this 1233-nucleotide messenger RNA. RefSeq names its product cysteine and histidine-rich domain-containing protein (gene mora). Lineage: Eukaryota; Metazoa; Arthropoda; Insecta; Diptera; Drosophilidae. The record is from RefSeq and is a predicted model, not a curated record. Bases 80 to 1177 code for a protein of 365 amino acids. The transcript is spliced from 4 exons.
ACACUGUCACACCGUCUACUGCUCAAGAAACUUCUGGAUUAUUAAAUUUUUAUCAAAAUAACAAAACAAACCACUCAAAAUGCUGCAAUGCUACAACAGAGGCUGUGGCCAGCUUUUCGAUGAAGCUGCCAAUAACGAAGAAUCAUGCCGGCACCAUCCCGGGGAGCCGUUCUUUCAUGAUGCCUAUAAGGGCUGGUCGUGCUGCAACAAAAAGUCGGUGGACUUCACCGAGUUCCUGAACAUCAAGGGCUGUACGCUGGCGAAACAUUCGAAUGUUAAGCCCCCGGAGCCAGAGAAACCAACCAAAGACGACAAUGGGGACAAGGACGAGGUCAUCGAAGUGCGCGCACCCAUAAGAGAAGCUAUGCGCAGGCCGCCCAUAGAAACUCCGUUCACUGUGCUGCAGCCAACAGUUGCCGCUGCCCUAAAAGAGACGAUAGAUAACCUGAAGGUUAGCAGUGCUCCAGCAGCAGCAGCAACGCCAUUCGGAGAGGCUAGCGAUGCGAUCGCUGUGGGCACAAGUUGCAAAAACAAUGGAUGCUCCUUUUCAUUCACUGGCACGGACAGCGACCACAUCCAGUGCGCCCACCAUCCAGGAGUGCCCAUUUUUCAUGAGGGUAUGAAGUUCUGGUCAUGCUGCCAAAAGCGUACUUCAGAUUUUGCCCAAUUCAUGGCCCAAAAGGGCUGUGUGAAUGGCCAGCACAAGUGGGUCAAAGAGAACGAGGACAAGAAGGUUGUGCAGUGCCGCUACGAUUGGCAUCAGACGGCCACAAAUGUGGUGGUGGCCAUUUACGCCAAGAAGUAUCACUACGCCCAGAGUGUGAUAGAAAUAAACCCCAUACGGCUGCAUGUCAAACUCAUCUUCCCAGAGCAGGAAAAUGCCGCAUUUGACAUUGAUCUGGAGCUUGGAGGCAUCGUCAAUGUGGAGAAGGCGAGUGCGCACAUGUACGGCACCAAGGUUGAGAUCACAUUGCCCAAGCUGGAGCCCGGCUCCUGGUCAAAAUUGAAUUUCAAACGUGCCACAAUGCCAGCGACCAAGAAAACGAAUGCCACCGAAGCGCCAAAGAACGACGAGAGCGACGAAGAGUUCUUUGACUUGGACGACAUCGAACCAGUGUACACUCACGGCCUGAAAUUAUCCGAUAUGAGUUUGCAGAACCCAAACAACUUAGAUUAACAAAAAAAGUUCGCAUUUAAUGUUGCACAGAAUACACAGAAUAUGCCUUCGAAUAA